AGUACUUUGUUGCGAUUAUCUGACCCCUGAAACUCCAUACAGCCGCGAAGCAUCAUAGCGACUAUUCAGCUGACCACCUUUCCUCCUUGUCCGUUUUUUCCCUCAUAAGUAUUUAUUUCUCUCCAUCAUAUAAUAAAUCUCAAAUUCCAACACUUCUGAUCACUUCUCUUCGUGUGUGCCGACCAUUUCAGAUUUUCAAUCUCCCAUCCCCCACCCCACCCUCAAUCUCUGUAUAUAUACACAUUCUGAUAUAUUGUUUCAUCAACUUUCACUUGCCACAGCAACAAGGAACUCAUUCUUCUCUUUGGGAAACAAACAAUCUUUCUUUGACGAUUUUAAGUAUGAAAGGGAGAGGUUUCAGACUUGGGCGGAGGCUGGUGAGAGUUUUCAGCUGUUUUAUUCGCCGGAGAACAAACGGAAGAGUCGGCGAUAAGCGGUUGAGAUCACAGGGAUGUGGCAGCAGAGCCAUUUCGAAGCUGAGUAAAUGCUUACGCUUGCUGAAGCAUGGAGCAAAAGGUAUCUGCUUUGCUAAACCCAAUUCGGGUUACUUCCGGGUCGGGCAAGAACCGAUUGAUCCAAAGCAAGUGAGUGUACCGAAAGGGCACUUGGCUGUGUACGUGGGCGAGAAGAUAGAUGAUACGUGUAGAGUUGUGGUGCCUGUGAUAUACUUUAAUCACCCUUUGUUUGCUGAUUUGUUGAGGGAGGCAGAAAUGACUUAUGGGUAUAAUCAUUCGGGUGGGAUUCAAAUCCCGUGUCGGAUAUCUGAAUUUGAGAACGUUAAAUCAAGAAUCGCCGCCACGGGCGGUGGUGGAAACUGCCGUAGGUAGCGGAGGUGGUGGAUGAGCCAUUGGACAUUGAUGUAGGAGUUGUGAACACGGGUAAAAAAUUGUAACGUGCAAGGUCACAACCCUCCAUAUCAAUUAGGCCCUCUCUUUUAGCCGAGAGAUAAGGGCACGUUGGUAUGGGGAGGUUUAGUUUAUGUUAGUUUUUUUUUUAAUUUUGAAUGAAAAAAAUGGUUUACAAUGAUGUCAAGUGUUCUGGGUGUGAAGGGUUUAUUUGUACAGAUUUUGUUAACCUUCUAGCUCAAAUCUCAAAUGAAAUGCAGGAUUUUAAGAUAUUGAAAUGUCCUUGUGUAUCA
Molecule: messenger RNA, 1138 nt
Organism: Nicotiana attenuata
Lineage: Eukaryota; Viridiplantae; Streptophyta; Magnoliopsida; Solanales; Solanaceae
Product: auxin-responsive protein SAUR36-like
Exons: 1
Coding region: 342-827 (161 amino acids)
Biological process (GO): response to auxin
Source: RefSeq, a predicted model, not a curated record